AUGGACCAAACCAUCCCCAAUCCUGAGGUCCUCUACGCCCUCCGUGAGGUACGGCUAGGCCAAUCUCGUCUCAUGACGGCGAUCGAGUCCAUAUCCGACAGACUUGACCUCGGGCCUGCGACAUCCACCUUGCGGUCGGCAUCCAUUGGAGAUGCUUUCGAAGGCCAUCAUCGGGUGACCCCGGCGCCGCAGGAUGUCCAGUCCGCGAACGCAUCGUCGGGUGUCUCUUCGAGCCCCAAGCCUGGGUUCGCGUCCCGCAUCGUGCUCACGACCUAUCCCAAGCAGAUUGGCAUCGACCCCGUACCCAUGGAUUGGGGCAAUCCUGAUCCUGAGCAGCGAGGUCCCGUUGUUGUUUCGAGGUCGCCAUCCACCAUACGCCGCCGGAAUGGUCUUGGCGGCUCGUACUCCCUUUACUACGCCCUCGCCGUUGCCAGCAAGGAGUUGGAUGUUGAUCACAGACCCGACUUCACAAACACGGAACCAGCGGUUCGGAUUGGCCCGUUUCCUCAGUGGGGUGACCGCGGCAAGAUCGUGGCCAUGGAUCCCUGGGGCCAUUUGGCCCCCUGGACCUUCAAAGACAUGAUGGACCGAGCGAAUAUCGACCUGCGACCGACAAUCGCCGUCACCAAGGCUCAUAUGAAGCUUGCCGAGCUUGAGGACAGUGUCAAGAAUGGCCGAUUAUCACCGGACGGUAAGGUUUGCAUAAAUGAGCUUGGCGAGCUGGCCGUGACGAAGUUCGCUGUCGAACCGGUCUGGUAUCUGCCCGGCGUCGCGGAGAGAUUCGGCAUCGAUGAGGGAACUCUUCGCCGGUCGCUAUUCGAGCACACAGGCGGUAGCUAUCCAGAACUCAUCACUCGAGGAGACAUCAAAGUAUUCCUUCCCCCAAUCGGCGGCCUGACUGUUUAUUGCUUUGGAGACCCUGCCAAGAUGUCAGACGAGUCGGUGCGUUUGUCGCUACGAAUCCAUGACGAGUGUAACGGGAGUGACGUAUUCGGCUCCGACAUCUGCACUUGUCGGCCGUAUCUCCUGUUUGGCAUCGAGGAGGCGGUCAAGGAAGCGCAGAACGGGGGAAGCGGUGUCGUCAUCUACUUCAGAAAAGAGGGAAGAGCUCUUGGAGAAGUAACAAAAGUCUUGGUGUAUAACGCUCGAAAGCGGGGCGCCGAUCGAGCCUCCGAAUACUUCACGCGGACGGAGAAUAUCGCCGGGGUCAAAGACAUGCGCUUCCAGGCCUUGAUGCCAGACAUUCUCCACUGGCUUGGCAUCAAAAAGAUUGACAGGAUGCUGAGCAUGAGCAACAUGAAAUACGACGCUAUCGUGGGCCAGGGCAUUCCCAUACAUGAGAGAGUUGAGUUGCCGGAAGAGCUGAUCCCAGCAGACUCGAGGGUGGAGAUUGACGCCAAGAUCACCGCUGGCUAUUUUACCGCCGGCAAACGUCUUACAACUGAGGAGCUGCAGUCUGUCCAGGGACGGAUGUGGGAAGAGUGA
Hirsutella rhossiliensis is the source of this 1485-nucleotide messenger RNA. RefSeq names its product GTP cyclohydrolase II domain-containing protein. Gene Ontology annotation, molecular function: GTP cyclohydrolase II activity. The record is from RefSeq and is a predicted model, not a curated record. Gene Ontology annotation, biological process: riboflavin biosynthetic process. The transcript has 17 exons. Lineage: Eukaryota; Fungi; Ascomycota; Sordariomycetes; Hypocreales; Ophiocordycipitaceae. The coding region runs from base 1 to 1485 and encodes 494 amino acids.